Messenger RNA from Exophiala oligosperma, 453 nucleotides. RefSeq lists its product as uncharacterized. Lineage: Eukaryota; Fungi; Ascomycota; Eurotiomycetes; Chaetothyriales; Herpotrichiellaceae. The transcript is spliced from 2 exons. Bases 1 to 453 code for a protein of 150 amino acids. The record is from RefSeq and is a predicted model, not a curated record.
AUGACAUCGGACCCGAUUUCCCUAUUCCUUUCCCGACUCAAUGACUGCCAACGUUUGCCUAGAGGAUGGCACAAGUCACUGACCGAUGCUCAGUCUGCUCCAAAGGACUCUGAUGAUGAGAUAUUCCUCACAGAGGGGCCGGCCACCUGGCUUGCCUAUGUCCUUGUGAAGAACAGUGCAGAAAACUCGAUGACUUUUCAUGGUAAAGCAGAUUUUCGCCGUGUUCUCGCCGACCUUUUAAGGUCGUCGAUACAGGACCGACGAACAAUGGCAAGAGAAUUGUCGGUACGAAUCCCAUCUCAGACCCAAAAGAAGAUCAACGAGACAGUAAGCAGUGUCAUGGUGCGACACCGAAGCCCUUGCACCACAGAUAAUGAUAACCUUGUGCACAGCCUAAACACGACACUGAGUGAAACAGGCGAGCCUUCUCCUGCGAAUGAGCUGAAUGCUUAG